UUAGUUUAUGCAUUUUAUCUCCUACCAACUGUUGGUUUAGGGUUUUUCAUGGCGGACUGUUAAGGCUUUAGUAGAACUUGAAUUGCGCACCGAUACGUGGUGACAUGAAAUAGAAACGGGAAUCUGUGAAAUUGAAACAACUAGGCUGGGAUGGCAGCUCGAGUGUUUGAAGAAAUGGAUAUAUGAAGUUUGAUUUCCUCUUAGCUUGGAGACAGUAUAAGCUCAGAUCUUUGGGUAUCUUAAGAGAUAAAUCCGAUCUUGGUGAUUUCAGUGUUUUAACAAUGUAAGCAGUUUUCAAAAAACGCAUAUACAUAUAUAUUCAGAGAGUGCGUCGACAAGCUAUAAACACAAAUUACUGUGAUUUACGAUAGUGUUCAACAUUUACGGAAACACUUGUAAAACAGUUAAUCUUAAAUCACCGAGUAAACUUCCUUUUUUACCGAUUAGUGAACGAUUAAAAUUCCAGGUUGAAGGCGUUUGAUAAUAAAUCUGUACAAGGAGUGUUUUGAGGGAUUAUUAAAUAGUGUUUGGAAUAAUAAAACUAAUAUAUAAAAACCUUAAAAAACAUGUACAACAAAUUAAAAGAUCGAGCCAAAAUCACCGAUCAAGAUCCAUGUUUUAAGGCGCGCUAUAUUGGAAGCGCAGCGACGUUUACAGCUUCCGGUCGAGGCUGCACAACGCCGCUUGUGCAGAAACUCUGGGACAACUCGGAGGAAGAACACUUCCUGCCUCGUGUCGUGCUAAAAAUAACCGCUUCCGGUAUACAAAUGAAAUAUUUGGACAAGAAAAAAGCGCCAUCACAAGAAUUCCCCAUUGAAAAUAUUUCAUUUUGUAACGUGGACCUUGAAGUAAACGACAGGAUAUUUUCCUGGAUAUUCCGCCCGUCGGACGAUCAAAUGUGGACAUGUCACGCUGUCGUCUGCUCCGGCACGGAAAAGGCGCGAGCGAUGGCGCUCGUGUUGACACGCGCUUUUCACGUGGCUUACAAGGAAUGGAAAGCAGAGCAGACGAAAGGAGUCCGAGAACUGGAGAAGAUAAACAGGACUCAGUCACUUCCCGCUAUCUCUUUGAUGAAAAAGUCCAAAACGAGGACAACGGUUGCUAAGCGACAGAGUUUGAACACUCAAACAGUAGAAACCAUGGAUAUACCAAUGAAGGACUUUAAGUCUGAAACCCUGAGCACAAAUAAUCACGACAAAUUCAAACCCGAAAGUGACGCAGACAUUAAACCAGGAACGUCACGCGAUUACGUCACGAGUGAUGUCACGAACGCUGAUAAUGAAGAACCGGAAAUAUGUGAUCUGAGAUUGUAAAUAAAGACCAAUUUGGUAUCGGAGAAGUCAAGUUGAAUGUGGUUAAGAAAAAUACAAUUUUUAUUGAGUCAUUAUUCAUCUAUAUGUUAUAUAUA
This is a messenger RNA of Mya arenaria, 1408 nucleotides long. RefSeq names its product protein FAM43A-like. The record is from RefSeq and is a predicted model, not a curated record. The coding region runs from base 567 to 1313 and encodes 248 amino acids. The transcript has a single exon. Lineage: Eukaryota; Metazoa; Mollusca; Bivalvia; Myida; Myidae.